AUGCUUUGUAAGUCCCUGAAAUCAACCUUAUUGCUCUCCAAAGGCAAACUGUUUUCCACCAUGUCUAUACCAAACUUACCUGCAAACCAGAGACUGGAUGGGCCGAUAAUUGCCAAGAUUAAUGCCAAGAUUAAAGAGAAUUUCCCCGAUCUGACACAUUAUCAAAUAUUCAAUGAUUCCUAUAAGCAUGCCUCACAUGAACCAAUGAGUACAGCAAAGAAUACCACUGAAUCACACUUGAGGUUAGAGGUUGUCAGUGAUAAAUUUCAAGGUAUGCCCUUAGUGAAGAGACAUAAGUUAAUUUAUUCGUUGUUAAAGGACGAGAUUGAGGUAGAUGAAGUACAUGCCCUGCAAUUAACAACUAAGAUUAGUAAAGAAUUCAAUAAAUAA
Messenger RNA from Naumovozyma castellii, 390 nucleotides. RefSeq names its product Bol1p (gene BOL1). Lineage: Eukaryota; Fungi; Ascomycota; Saccharomycetes; Saccharomycetales; Saccharomycetaceae. The record is from RefSeq and is a predicted model, not a curated record. The coding region runs from base 1 to 390 and encodes 129 amino acids. The transcript has a single exon.